Messenger RNA from Leptinotarsa decemlineata (Colorado potato beetle), 1078 nucleotides. RefSeq names its product tetratricopeptide repeat protein 39C. Gene Ontology annotation, molecular function: protein binding. NCBI's taxonomy places the organism in Eukaryota, Metazoa, Arthropoda, Insecta, Coleoptera, Chrysomelidae. Gene Ontology annotation, biological process: cilium assembly. The record is from RefSeq and is a predicted model, not a curated record.
UUCGACUAAUCAACAUUUUGGGAUUUUCUGCAGAUAGACAAAAUGGAAUAGCAUGCUUGAUGUAUGCUCGACUAGGAACUGACAUGCGAGCUCCUUUAGCGUCGUUAUCACUACUGUGGUAUCACACAAUCGUCAGACCGUUUUACGGGAUAGACGGCACGAACGUGACAGCAGGAGUUGACGCAUCUGCAUACCUUCUGAAAGAAUCUGAAAGCGAAUUCGACCGGUCCCCUCUAUUUUUGUUCUUCAGAGGAAGGGUCUGCAGACUGAAUUCUGAUAUGGAAGGUGCUCUGAUGGCUUACCAAAAAGCAGUUGACAAUUCGAACCAAAGAGAACUCAAGGUGUUAUGUAUGCACGAGAUCGGGUGGUGUCAUUUGAUAAGAUUGAAUUACAAAGCUGCUACGGACACUUUCCUCUAUUUGAAAUCCUCCAGUAGAUGGUCUCGAGCUUUUUAUUGCUACGUGGCUGGGAUAUGUGCAGGUGCCUCUGAAAAUUUUUUUAGAAGCAGUAUUUUUGAAGAUUUCAAAGCAUUCGGUGUGGGAAUUUUGAAGGGAACACCACUAGACCAGUUUUUGACAAAACGAUACAAAUUCUGUCCUUCUGAUUUAGAAUUGGCAGAAAAGAAAAAAGUGAUCUUCUGGAAAUUGCUCAUUUUCGAAAUGUUAUACCUUUGGAAUGCCUUACCCAAUUGCGAUAGCCUUACAAUAGAUGUUAUAAAAAAAGAUUGUAUUUCGUUAAGAGACCCGAAUGAUGAACCAAUGAAAGGAUUGUCAAAAUUAAUCAUUGGAUAUACUUGCUGCAUUCAAAGGUUUUACGGGGAAGCUAUGGAGAUGUUUAGAGAUUGUUUAGAGUUGAGAAAAAAUAUUUCCCCUAUUUCCGAUGAUGCCCACAUAUCGGCUUUUUGUCAGUUUGAGCUCGGGUCACUUUUAUUGAUGAACGAAGAAACAAAAGACGAGGGUAUAUUGCUUUUGCAGAAGAUGACACAGUAUACAAAAUACGACUUUGACCAUAAAUUAAAUGUCAGAAUUUAUUCUUUAUUAAGACAGUAUCAUGCAUAAUAAUAAUUGAGAAAUUCAGA